Propithecus coquereli (Coquerel's sifaka) is the source of this 862-nucleotide messenger RNA. RefSeq names its product mitochondrial ribosomal protein L47 (gene MRPL47). The coding region runs from base 9 to 767 and encodes 252 amino acids. The record is from RefSeq and is a predicted model, not a curated record. Gene Ontology annotation, cellular component: mitochondrial large ribosomal subunit; mitochondrial ribosome. Gene Ontology annotation, biological process: mitochondrial translation. Gene Ontology annotation, molecular function: structural constituent of ribosome. Lineage: Eukaryota; Metazoa; Chordata; Mammalia; Primates; Indriidae. The transcript is spliced from 7 exons.
GUGAAAAAAUGGCUAUAGCCAGUUUGGCUGUUGUUUGUAGAAGAGUCUCAGCCGCCCUGAAGGCGUCCAGAUCGUUAAUAACUCUUCCGGUCCAUGCCAGCACAGGUUGCAGGCUUUCUCUUAGUUUGUUGCCUAAGAAUAUACCAGAUGUCACAUCCUUUCACCAGUGCAAAUUACUUCAUACUACAUCAUCAAGAAAAGGACUGGAAGAAUUUUUUGAUGACCCAAAGAAUUGGGGAGAAGAAAAAGUAAAAUCUGGAGCAUCAUGGACCUGUCAGCAAUUAAGGAACAAAAGUAAUGAAGAUUUACAUAAACUUUGGUAUGUCCUACUGAAAGAAAGAAACAUGCUCUUAACCCUAGAGCAGGAGGCCAAGCGGCAGAGCUUGCCAAUGCCAAGUCCAGAGCGGUUAGAGAAGGUAGUAGAGUCCAUGGAUGCAUUAGAUAAAGUUGUCGAGGAAAGAGAAGAUGCCCUAAGGCUUCUUCAGACUGGUCAAGAAAAUGCUAGACCUGGUGCUUGGAGAAGAGACAUCUUUGGAAGAAUCAUCUGGCACAAGUUCAAGCAGUGGUUUAUACCUUGGCACCUAAAUAAAAGAUACCAUAGGAAACGAUUCUUUGCAAUGCCUUAUGUGGAACGUUAUAACAGACUGAAACUUGAGAAAGAAGCACGCAUCAGAGCAAGGAAAAAAAGUUUAGAGAAAAAGAAAGAAAAAUUGCUUCAAGAAAAGUUUCCACAUCUUUCUGAAGCUCGGAAGUCAAGUCUUGUCUAAGAUGUCUGAACUCCUGAAUUUACCAUUUUAUUUUUCUUGCAUACUAGGUCUAUAUAUAAAAGUAAUAAACAUGUUAAACGGUUUAUAAAGAAAUU